Trichoderma virens Gv29-8 is the source of this 1293-nucleotide messenger RNA. RefSeq lists its product as uncharacterized. The record is from RefSeq and is a predicted model, not a curated record. The transcript has a single exon. Lineage: Eukaryota; Fungi; Ascomycota; Sordariomycetes; Hypocreales; Hypocreaceae. Bases 1 to 1293 code for a protein of 430 amino acids.
AUGGCUUUCCUCGAGGAUCCGCGUCUGCGUCAGCGCUGGAACCAGAUCACACACGAUGCAGAGGCCGUCACGGAGAAUGCCGCCGCCGGCAUUUGGACCUUCCAGCACCACUACAUCAACCCAUGUCUGGGGUCAAUACGAGGGGCCAUUGAGCAAUGCACAACCGUGUGUCUGGGAGACCCCGAGGAGCGCAUCCGGCGGCAACGAGAGCGCGCUCGCGAGCGGGCAGAAUACAGUUUUAAUUUUUACGAUGACUGGGACCGCGAAGAGGAGAGCGGCGGCCUGUUGGGCAACUGGGGAGGGGAAGACUGGGAUCGUCUCUUGGCGGGCUCUGGAAGCCAGAGGAGGCCCGAGACGGUUGACCAGCCCCGGCGAAAGAGGGGUAUGAGCUACGGCACACGAGGAGCCAGGAGGAAAAACAGCGAGCAGGAUCCCACCAUUAUUCCCAGCACCCAGCCCAUUGGGUUCUUGAGCAAGCUCCCUUGGAAAAUGGGCGGCACCCUGAGAUACAAACCUAGUGCGGCAGAUCUACAGGAACACCCUGGUGCCAGAAAACAUGAGUAUACCGAAUCCCAGCCGCUGCUGGGGGCGGAAGAUGAUUCGGACCAUGAGGGGCUAUUACAGCCAUCUCGAUCAAGGAAGCGGAGCGGCACGACGGGAUCGGGUGGGACAUCGGAUUCCUACCGUUCCCGCGGUGAUUUGUUUCCAAGUGACGGCGAAGGAGAUGAAGACGCAGUAGCGCUCGAUGGCGAGGUGACCUAUGACAUGAUUAGGAAAGAUGAUAGGAGCAGCGGCAGGAGUGGAAGGACACCGAGUAGCAAAGGCAAGCGACCGGCACAUACCGUCUCCAGAACGGUGUCGAGGACAACGCUUGGCUCGGUUGCGUCAAGAGACUCGCUGGGUCUUGCAAUUUUCGGCCAGGUGUCUCAGGAUCCCACACAAGAUGCUCAAUUCUUACCGUCACUCAAGGACUUGGAGUUGGAAGAAGAGCGCCUGGGAAGAGAAGAGGAUGAAGAACUGGCAAAGAAGAAAGAGGCUGCAGCUCAGCUGGCGCUGGAGAGAGGCUUGCAAACGGAAGCAGAGCCGAAGCCAGCAGAUGUGAUGGCUGAUGAAGAAUAUCAGGCUGAAGAGCCGCACGAGAUUCACUUGGAUGACGAUGAGGACAGUGAUGAAGAGGCACAUCACGAUUCCGGGUUAUCCGGACGUGAUCUAGAGAUUCGGGUAAAGGAUAAGGCAUCGCCGCCUGUUCGGCAGAGCGUCUUUGUACCUGCGCGGCUGCCGCAUUUUGGUUAA